Pleuronectes platessa (European plaice) is the source of this 4172-nucleotide messenger RNA. RefSeq names its product putative monooxygenase p33MONOX. The coding region runs from base 760 to 1686 and encodes 308 amino acids. Gene Ontology annotation, cellular component: cytoplasm. NCBI's taxonomy places the organism in Eukaryota, Metazoa, Chordata, Actinopteri, Pleuronectiformes, Pleuronectidae. The record is from RefSeq and is a predicted model, not a curated record. The transcript has 9 exons.
CACCAGCAGCAGGAAGUUUGUCCGGAAGUUCAAAUGGAGGUAUUCCUCCUGCACAGGUUCCCCGGGAUGAGUCGCAGUUUCAGCGGAGAGGUGAGGUGAACCGCCCCGGGCUUCACUUCCUCCUCUGGCGGGCAAACGGGAGAAGAAAGUUCGGUUAGAAGAGUACGUCCAUUGAAAGUUCAGCCUGAACUGCGGAGGGAGGUGUCUGCUGCUCGGUUUGCAUAUAACACAGAGCCCCGGUGAGGAGGUGGAGGCUGGAGGGAGGGACCAGGGCUGAGGGAGGAGGAGGACCCGGGAGUGACGGAGCAGGAGGGCCCGAGAGAGGAGGAGGACCAGGGCUGACGGAGGAGGAACCGGGAGUGACGGAGGAGGAGGACCCGGAGGGAGGGAUGGAUGGAUAGAAAGAUAGGGACAGCUCAACUCUCGCGAGACUUGUCGGGAGCAGCAUCGCAGUCUCGUCCCUGAACGAAGAACCGUCUCUAAAGAACCGGACCGUGAUGGCGGCUCCUCGGCGGCUCCGUCCCGCUUCUCGUCCCGGUCCAGUAGAGGUCGGAUGGUCGCCCGCGGCCCAGUGGUCCCUGUGAAGACGCCAUCCCUCUAGGUUGCUUCCCUGGCCUUGCUGCUUACCCACAAUGCAUUGCCAGAGGCUUCUGUUUGUCUCCUACACUCCGCUGUAACGUUGCCAACACUCCAUCUUUAGCAGUUCAGUUUCUUAGCAGGAAGGUAAAGGAGCUGGUUCACCAUCAUCUUUCUGAAAGCAUGUCUGGCCCAGGGGAUUUACCAGCCAUUGAGGGCUCUGGGAUGGACGGGAUGAGGCUUCCCAUCGGGAUGACCCGGCGGGCCCUCAGCUACGAUGACAACAUGGAGGCCCCCAUGUCCACGCCCCCCAAUGACAUCAGUAUCAACAACCUGUGGAGACGACCCAUCAUCCCGGAGAGGAAGUUCUCAAAGCUGGCUGAGGAGGAUGAGAGCGGUGCAGUGAGUCAGCCUACGUUGCCGGACAGCGCCCUCACCAGGUCACCGGGCGUAGUGAAAACCAAGGCCUCUUCUGUCAUCAUGCAUUCCCUCAUCACCAAGCACACUCAGGAUAGCAUGUACAGGUUUGAGCAGAGGGCGGGCCUCACCGACAGCAGCUACACCCCCCACAAGGGCCUCACGGCGGAGGAGACGAGGCUCCACCACCGCAUGCCCGAGUCCCUCCAGAAACUACAGAUCCAGAGUAUGGAGGCAAAAGAAGAGCGGCAGAGCUCCUCGGCUCAGUCCACUCCAUCCAACACGCCUCACAACUCUCCAAAACAUCAACGCAGGGGCUGGUUUGGGAGUUCGGGGUCAGAGGUCAGCAUCAGCUCCUCCAACAGCAGCAUGGACAUGGGAGGAGAAACGGGCGCGGUGGAGAAGUGGAGCGUGUUCACGACUCGUCCCUUCCUCCAUAAGUCGACUUCUGACCUGGGAUCAGAUUCUGCACCUCCAGCAGGCUUUGCUCUGCAGGCGUACCGUGGCGCCCAGAAGCCGACGCCCAUGGAGGUGAUGAAGUCGCAGGGCACGCGGAUGACCGACGGCAUCGACCCUCAGAAGGUGGCUCCUCCCAAGAUGGAGAUCCCCUCAGUGGAAAGUCGGCGGCAGGGAGCGCGACCUCACAAGCUCAAACCCAGAGACAUGAACGUCCUGACGCCCUCUGGCUUCUGAGUCUGAGGAAGCCGCUUAAGGUCCCAUGAAAUAAAACCCCCAGUGUGUUGUUACCAGGUAUCUCUGAACCCACAGUCACACAUUCACCAUUUAUCUACAACUACAGCAACACUGCUCCUUUUUAACAGUUUUAUACAUCGUUCCUGUGAGCAUGACUCAGCGUAUUCACCACGGUAAAGAUCUGGGACUGCAGUGAAGUCGGUAAAGACCUGUUCCGAAACCAUUGGGACCGCUGGAGUCUUAAACACGGUACACGUUGCUUCCCUGGGUAAAUCAUUUCUUAAUCAGUGACAUAAGCUCUCAUAAAGGUGGUGAGAAAAGUAAAAGAAGUAAUUUCCGGGGGGGGGGGGGAGUUGCACUUUCACCCGGGUGACACUAAUAUACUUUAGAUCUUUGUGCUGGUUGAUACCAGAGCAUCACAGUGGUCUUUUAUACAUUAAAGACUGUUUCAAGGGAUCUUUAGCGGCAGCACCACACAAACACAGAGCUGACCGACAUCUUCACAGCUUUCCCAUCCGCGCUGCUUUGACGUAUUUACUGUGCUGCUUAGCUGUCAAAUCAAACAUUUCUCUUACUCGUCGCUCUUCUACCUGGCACAUGUGUCUGCAGCAUGUUGACGUCACCUGAAAAUACUGAACCGAACCCCCCCCCCCCCCCCCCCCCCCCGAGUCCAAACGACACGGAGGGCCACUGUCUGAUUUAUCCCUGAGAAAAAGUCGAGCUGAAGUUGAAGAUGAUUCUCUGUAAAACGCACUUUAUUCCCACUCGGCCCGACUCACACCUGCUCUCCUGCAAAGCAACGUGCUGCUGGUCUAACGUCUGAUCCGUCUCCAUUUCCCCUCAUCCUUGUUCUUAAAGGGUUCAUCUCACUAGGCAGAGCGGAGACAGGGUAGAUUCAUCGCUGUAAAGAACAAAAAAAAAUACUGAAAAAAAAUCGUUUGACUCAGGUAAUUUGGCAGGUUGCUGCUCACUGACAUGUUCCACUGAUUUGUUUUGUGUUACAGUUGUUCUCUAAUGAGGUUUUAAUGUAUAGAAUUUGUUUGUUUUUUUACCUGCCACUGAACUUACUUGUAGUUUUCGGGACCAGAAGAAGAAAAAAGUUUCCACCUGGUGUGUGAAUAUGUAAAAGUCUGAGCUGACGAGCUGCUUCUUUAAAUAAUGCAAAUGAAGAAGAAGGUUUAAAGUAGAGUUCAACCGACAUGGGGGAGAAAAGGAUUUCAGAGGUAAUGGCCGAUAUAUUUAUUUUUAUAAUUGGCUCUUGUGGACGUUCAACUCGUGUGAGUUUGACGAACAAAGAAAUGUUAACGAGGCUUGGUAUUUUAUAACUUUACCAUAAUCUCUAAAUAAUUGAACCAUUAUUAUAAAUAAUAACACAAAUACAACAAAAUGCACUUAUUUCCUGCAUUUACCCUGUAAAAUAAGACAAACGCAGAAACCGAUGUGUCGUUAAAAAAAGGCUCAUCUCUGAUUUCUAUCGCCCAACCAUUAAAUCGGUCUGACUCUAUCAAAGCCAACGGAAGCUUUUUGUUGGCUCAGAUUUCUGACUGCAAAUAUGAAGGAUUUCUGUUUAUGAUGAUUUGAUUUGUGCUGUGUGCACUGACUGGAGAGAGAGAGAGAGCGCCGCUGUGCUCUGCAGUGAUCUUUACUUAAAUUUAAUUUCUUUACUCAAAAGAAGUUUCACACACAAACUCUCCUGCUUUACUCUUUUGAUUUUAGAGGUGAAUUCAGUCGCCACAGUUCACAGGAAACACUGAAGAAAACAAAAUCUCUCCUCAAAAAACAAAAAGAGCAGAAAUAUAUGAAUUAAUUUAUAAACCACCUCAUUUUCCAGUGACUGCUCCUGCUGCCGAGGUGUGGAAGGUUUCUACCCUGCCAGCUGUGCAGUUGGUUAUUGGUUUUAUAUGCAAGGUUACUGUCAGAUGGUUUAUUUGAGGGUUUGGUAGAGUUUGCAGUGAGUUGAGGUUCACUCUGAUAAUGAAAACACAGAUGGGUAGUUGUUAUUAUUUUUGCACUUUGAAUUAUUAUGGUAGCAGUCUAUUUUCUGGUAGUAGAGUCUAUCCAUGUGUAACGUGACCCAGCAGUGGAAGAGUUUGUGUUUUGAUGGAGUGAACGUGUCACCACCUGUUCCCUUUUUCACGUGAACUAAACUAAAGCUGGACACUAAACAAAACAAGCUCUCGAGCCAGCGACUGUAAAUAAGAAACUUUCUCCUCAGUUACAUGUUUUAUAGAUUGUGUUCACAAGUGAUUUAUUUGUGUGUAAGUGAAGCUGUUCCCUUUGAAUCUGUCCCUGACUGAAGCGACACGUCUCACUUCCCUCUGUACGAUGACGAAGAGAUGAAAUCUCUGUUUCUGUUGAUCUGUUCAGAAUCUCUUCCAGUUACUGUUUGAGACAUUUUACUUGAUUUAUACAGUUUGUAUUUGGUUUAUUUCCCGUUUGCCAAAACAGUUUGGAAAUUAAAAAAUAAAUGUCAAAGUCUCAUCACA